AUGCGGUCGGUUGAACUGUCCGCAACCGGGGUGACUAGUUUUAGAGGCAGAGAGGCAGCCUGGCAGGACCGCAUCAGAAGAGGAAAUACUUACGACUUUCCAAAGAUGAAAAUGUCACGGGAACUGCCGAAAAGACACGAGAGCAUGAUGAACAGCGAGGACCCGGACAUUGAGGUUGUUGGUGGCGACGUGGGUAAAAAGCUACACUUUAACCCCGUUAGAGCGGCAGUGGCAUUACAGCUGUGCAGAAAGCUCAAGGUAGACUGUAGAAAGAGGUAUAGCAAAUUCACGGAUGUCUGUGAAUUAGGAGCUCCUUGUAAGAACGUGAAGAUUAAAAGCGACGGGAAUUGCUUCUUUAGGGCAGUCAGUGUAGCCGUGAGCGGUACCGAACGCCAUCACGGAAGAAUAAGAGAAGCUGUGGUGAAUCACUUGCAAAGCAAUGAAGCUGCGUACGCCAACAUUCUGAGAAGGGGUUACCUUUCGGUGUCGGACUUCGUCGACGCAUCUGAAAUCGGCUCUCCAGGAAGUUGGGCGACAGAGGUUGAGAUUCAAGCGACGGCGGAUUAUUUGGGCGUCGACGUAUUCACGUAUUACACCGACCGUUGGCUUCGGUACAGUUGCGACAGCGUUCGGGUCUCUAAACAGGGGAUUUAUUUAGCGAAUAGCGGCAGCCAUUACGAGACCGUCGUUUGUGUCACAAGUCCUCCGAAGCGGUCUUGUUGCGGCUACUGCAAACUAGGCGUAGUUGCGUCAGACACGUACGAUUGUCUGACCUCAAAUUCUGCCUACGCCGAUUCUGCAUCUCGAUCCGAGAUUGCUUCGCCGUCACCGACAUCGAUUCGUCCGGAUAACACGGUGUCUGUGAAUGACGUCGACUACUGCGAAAAGGCGAGCGAUGAGCGCGAGGAGGGGUCCCGCCGCUCUGACGAGCGUCGAGCUGCGAGGGAUUUUUAUCGAGAUGCCGACAGUCCUCGGAGCCGCUACGAGUAUGACGAUUACCGCAGUGACGCCGCCGAGCUAGACGUCGGAGGACGCUUCGGCGAAGAUGAGGCCUGGGAGAAUAAUCCUGACGAAGAGCGUGACCGCUAUGGAUGGCUAUCAAGGAGACGUGUAGAAAAUUAUAUUAUCGUUGAAAAUAUGGAGCAUCGUCCCUACGGCGAUAGCCUUGUAACUCCGGGCGACGCGGAGGAUACCGCCGAAGCUGAUUUACCGCGUAACAGCGUUGCGGAUUGGCGUGAACUUUUCGACCGCUCUGAUGAGCGUCGAACUCCGAGGGACUGGGAGGGCACGAGUGACCGCGAUGCCGACUUUUACCGAGAUUCUAACAGUCCUUGGAGUCGCCGUGAGUAUGACGAUUACCGCAGUGACGCUGCAGAGCUAGAAGUCGAAGGGCGCUUCGGUGAAGAUGAGGCCUGGAGGAAUACUCCCGACGUAGAGGGCACGAGUGACCGCGAUGCCGACUUUUACCGAGAUUCUAACGGUCCUCGGAGCCGCCGUGAGUAUGACGAUUACCGCAGUGACGCUGCGGAGCUAGAAGUCGAAGGGCGCUUCGGUGAAGAUGAGGCCUGGAGGAACUAUCUAUCGGCUAUCGGAAAGACACGUAGAAGGUGACGUUGUUGAAGACGAGGAGUGUUAUCCCUACGGCGAUAGCCUCGGAACUCCAGGUGACGCGGAAGAUACCGGUGAAGCUGAUUUGCCACGUGACGGCUUUAUGAUCGGUCCGAACUUUUAAACGAUGAGAUCUGUAUCGCGCUGUGGGAUUGCGAGGAAGAAGUUCGAGAGGAGUUUGGCUCGAAUGACCGCUACGCAGCUACCUGCCGCUGGACCGAAUUGGAGGAAUCGUGGAAAUCGUUUGUCGGUUGGCUGGGUGAGCGCUGGUGGGGCUCGGUGUCGGAAGAGUCCGUCAGGACCUUCAUGGAUUCAUCCGAGAGACGUCGCGUCAGGGAUAUCGUCGUCUCGGCGUGCUUCGGUGACACGCCCGGGGGAGUUUGUUCUUUCACAGUGAAGACCGAAAGCGGCCUGCUGUCACUUCCUUUGCUUAUCCGUCGAAGACGCUACGUGUGCACCGACUUGGCGGAAGGUGAUUUUUCGUGUCCGAUCAACAUGUUGAGAAAGCUGGCCCGUGAAACCUACACACACUUGCUCCCCCGACCCACAACGAUACCUUCCGAUCCCCAGAGCUUUUCUCUUACACGGGUAGUGGAUGAUAUGUGGAGCGUUUUAGAAUUGGUGAAAAGCGGAUGGAGUGACGUUUCCCGACCCCAUCGCAUAAUACAGUAUCUACAAAACAAGGAAGGACCCUCUGUUACGCCAGCGGCGUUAAUUUGCUGCGUAGAUGAUGACAGUCUGGGAUACCUGUUUGAGAUUAUAGACGCCAAGGGGAAGAGUCUGAAAGUAACAUUUGAUAAAUGGGGCUUCACGUUUGGAUCGGGUCUACAUUUCUCCGGACUCACAAGUCUGCUGUCACAUAUCUGUGAGGUCGAUGGAGUACACUUUGUGAUUAACUGUAGAUUCUUGCUCACUGCGAGCGAACCGGAGCGUCCGAUGUAA
This is a messenger RNA of Xyrichtys novacula (pearly razorfish), 2550 nucleotides long. NCBI's taxonomy places the organism in Eukaryota, Metazoa, Chordata, Actinopteri, Labriformes, Labridae. The record is from the annotation of a GenBank genome assembly.